UCCAUAUAACUCUUUUGUUUUCUUUUUGUAUCUCAACUAAUAAUUUAAUUUAGUUUGAGAAAAGCUCUGCGUUCUCUCUCUCCUUAAUCGAAGUUGUUUUUAGUGCGUAGGGUAGAAGAGUUAUGAGUUGUUGUAGUAGAAGAGAUAGAGAUCGAAUCAGCGAUUUACCCGAUGAGAUUCUUGGCAAAAUCCUGUCUUUAGUUCCGACAAAGGUAGCUGUUUCCACAUCGGUUCUGUCCAAGAGAUGGAGGAAGAAUAGUAAUCUGCUGGCUCUCGUAGACACUCUUAGCUUUGAUGAGUCAAUGGUUGUGUAUCCCAACGAACAAGUAGGAAGUGUUUCAUCACAUCGCUUCUUAGAUUUCCUAGACAAGACAUUAAGAAACUGUCCCUGUCCGAGCAAGAUGCUCAAGAAAUUCUCUCUGAGUCAUCGAGGAGGCUCUAAGUCCCUUGCUGUCUACGGUUGGAUCUGGAGUGCAAUGGAGGGAGGUUUAUUGGAAGAAUUACACUUGGAAUGCACAAGUUUCGAAGUUAAUUUAGAGAGAAAGUUGUUAACGAGCAGCAACACACUGGUUAAGCUCACACUAUCCCGUGAAUAUUGUCUUGAAGUCGAGCGUGUCUUUCUCCCUGCGCUCAAAUCACUCUCUCUCUUAACAGUUGGAGGUCUUGAUUUCGACAACUAUCGCCGCCUCAUCAGAGGCUGCCCUGUCCUUGAAGAAUUAUUCGUAACUGAUAUCCGUGCUGAUGCUGCUGAUCCUUAUCCUCCAUGUUGCACAACCUCUGUCGAAAGUGCUUCCAUCAAGCGACUCCUGAUCUCUGUCGAUAUGCCCUGUGAUUCUCCUCAUAAUCACUCUUUUCAAGAGUUCCAUGAUGAAAGUUGUGUUCAAGCACCAAGUCUUGUCUACCUUGACUAUUCCGGUCAUGUCUUUAUGGAUUAUCGUUUUCUUGAUUUGGAUUCGCUUCUCCAUGUCAGACUCAAUCUCAAGUUAUGGAACAACCAUCACAACCGCCCAAACAAGCCUAUAUAUGGUGAUGUUACAAACCUAGCUGUUGGUAUAAGUAACAUUACAACCCUUCACUUGUCUCCUGAUUCACUUGAGAAGCUCAAAGAUAUGGAUAUGUUUUAA
Molecule: messenger RNA, 1124 nt
Organism: Eruca vesicaria subsp. sativa (arugula)
Lineage: Eukaryota; Viridiplantae; Streptophyta; Magnoliopsida; Brassicales; Brassicaceae
Source: the annotation of a GenBank genome assembly